Messenger RNA from Triticum turgidum subsp. durum (durum wheat), 1026 nucleotides. NCBI's taxonomy places the organism in Eukaryota, Viridiplantae, Streptophyta, Magnoliopsida, Poales, Poaceae. The record is from the annotation of a GenBank genome assembly.
AUGGAUUUGGGCGACAUUGUGCUCUCCUGGUUGACCCAGGACAUCAUCAACGAUGACCUCUACAAAGGUCGAUGCUUCCAAGCUACUCCUUGCAGCUUCCUCUCACUUGACCACUAUCUCAAAUCGUAUCGCGCACCUCUGAUUGAAGAAAUAAGGUCAAAUCUAUGCUCACGCCUUGAACUCAUCGUAGAAGGACCCACUUCGAAAAUACUUUCUAUGGAGGCAACACAGAAGCCAGAAGUGUACUAUAUGGAUGUGGACUUUGGGGAUUAUGGGGCGGUUUAUUCCGUGGAGGCUCAUACUGUAAGGUAUGGCGAUGUGUUUAUUUUGUCUAGCGUGAAAUCUGAAGCUACAGAGGACUUCAGCUGCUAUGGAGUGACAUAUUACUUGGCAAUGGUUACUGACAUUUGCAUGGAUGAUAAUGAUGAAUGUCAGAAGCAUUUCAAAAUCAAGGUUGCAAAAGAUAUUGGCUUGGAAGAAGACUUACAAAAGCUCAGAUAUGCAAUAUUUCUCGGUAAUAUCAUAAAAAACAUGUGGAUAUGGAAAGCACUGAGCUUUGACAAGCACAUGAAUAACAAUUUCACACUGAUCGAGUCUCUCUUAGCCCCCACAAAUUCGGGUGGUGAUGUCUGUGGUAUCUGUGCUAAACAUGGUGGAGAACAUUUGGCUUGUUUUACAGAGCAACUAUUAGCGAUGAAUCGUAAUAAAUUGCAAAUGGAUGUUAUUGAAUCUGUCAUCUCAAUUGUAAGAUGUAGGCAUCUGAACCUCAUGAAGCUUAUACAAGGUAUACCAGGUACUGAAAAGACCCACACUGUUAGUGCUUUACUGUGGGCUUUGGCUUCUAUGAAAUGCAUAACUCUAACACGUGCUCCCACAAAUGUUGUUGUAAUUGGGGUUUGCACUCAUUUCCUGCAGAACUUCAAGGAUUUCAACAAAACAAUUGAUGACAAUGGUCUACCCUUUUCUCUUGGAGAUGUCUUGCUAUUUGGGAACAAGUAUAAGAUUAACAUAACCGGAGAUCUUUAG